Molecule: messenger RNA, 1248 nt
Organism: Rhinopithecus roxellana (golden snub-nosed monkey)
Lineage: Eukaryota; Metazoa; Chordata; Mammalia; Primates; Cercopithecidae
Product: TBC1 domain family member 3B-like
Exons: 10
Coding region: 1-1248 (415 amino acids)
Source: RefSeq, a predicted model, not a curated record
AUGCACAGGGCUGCAGAACCUUGGUCCCCCACCUCCCCAUGCCCUCAAGGAGGUGGGCUACUUGCAGGGACCUUGAGCCACGUCACCGCCUUGUUCCUCCUUUAUCUGCCUGAGGAGGACAUAUUCUGGGCACUGGCCCAGCUGCUGGCUGCUGAGAGGCACUCCCCGCAGGCUCUUCCCCAGAGGCUCUGCAUCCUGUGGGGCCGGAGGAGCCAGGGGCUGGAGACCCUGGUGGGGCUGAUCUCUCUUGGGCUCACCCUGAGCCUUUGGGACGUGUAUUUGUUAGAAGUGGAACAGGUGUUGAUGCCAAUGGCACUCACUGUCUUUAAGGUUCAGAGGACACCUCAUGAAGAUGUCCAGGGGUGGCCGUGGGCAUGUUUUCAGGACCAGUUCUCCCAUACCUGGGCCCUGGAUGACGAUGCAGUUCUCAGACACCCUCGGACCUCUAUGAGGAAACUAACAAGGAAGCGUGGGGACCUGCCACCCCCAGCCAAACCUGAGCAAGGGUCCUUGACACCCAGGCCUGUGCUGGCUUCACCUGGCAGGAAGACCCUCUGGCAGGGGGAUAGGCAGGCCCCUCCUGGCCCACCAACCUGGUUCCAGUGGCCCAUUUGGUCAGCUUCCCCGCCAUGGGCGCCUCGUCCUUUCACACCCCAUCCUGAUGGGACUGUCCAUGAGGCCAAGGCCCCACUGGGGACUCAGGAUGUGCCCAGUCUGGCCCUGGCUCAUGGGGGACCUCGGGUUUCCUGGAGGUUCCUCCACUGGAACUCCAUGCCAUGGCUUCCUAUGAAUUUGGAUGUGGGGGGCCCUUGUUGCCCCCGUUAUGAUUUUGAACAGAGCUGCUGGGUCCAAGUCCCUUCCAAAUGUGUCCUGGACAGCCCCAGGACCAUGGGACAGCCUAGCCCAGGAAUCCCAUGGAGUCAGUGUGGCACCCCGCAAGCUGCACCACAGCCCCAGACACCUCGGAAAAUCCUGUUCAAUGGGGACGCUGGUCCCAUCAAGGCCACAAGAGAGAAAGAAGCUGGACGAGAUUCCAAAGCCUCACAGCCAGCGCUGCAGCCGCAGCAGGCGCCCCCACCACGUGCCUUCCAGUUGCCGGUGCAGGCUUUCCUGACAGCCGGGCGCCCUGCAGCCCUUGCCUCAGCAGCUCAGACUCGGAAGACUCAACAGGAAGACGCCUUCGCUGUCCAAUGCGAAGGUUAUGGGGAGGACGCGAGGCCCCAGGGUUCCCCUGUCCCAAGAGCAUAA